This is a messenger RNA of Aaosphaeria arxii CBS 175.79, 692 nucleotides long. Its product is annotated as carbohydrate esterase family 5 protein. The transcript has 3 exons. NCBI's taxonomy places the organism in Eukaryota, Fungi, Ascomycota, Dothideomycetes, Pleosporales. The record is from RefSeq and is a predicted model, not a curated record. Gene Ontology annotation, biological process: carbohydrate catabolic process. Gene Ontology annotation, molecular function: cutinase activity. The coding region runs from base 1 to 669 and encodes 222 amino acids. Gene Ontology annotation, cellular component: extracellular region.
AUGAAGUUCUUCGCUAUCCUCUCGAUCAUCGCACAGCUCGCCGCUGCUGCUCCAGUCUCCGAAGAAGCUGCUUUGGAAGUCCGCCAGGUGGGCUCCACUCGCAAUGACUUGGUCAACGGCAAUGCUGCCAACUGCCCUCGCGUGAUCUUCAUCUUCGCUCGCGCUUCCACUGAGCCUGGAAACAUGGGCAUCAGCGCGGGAACCACUCUAGCCGACCGCCUGGAAGCACAGUACAGGAACAAUAUCUGGGUCCAAGGCGUCGGCCUCCCCUACACAGCCGACCUAGCAUCCAACUUCCUCCCCCGUGGCACCAGCACCGCCGCCAUCGGAGAAGCAAAGCGUCUCUUCAACCUCGCCGCGCAGAAAUGCCCCAACGCUGCCAUUGUAGCAGGCGGCUACAGCCAAGGCACCGCCGUAAUGGCCGCCUCCAUCUCUGAGCUCAGCACCGCAGUGAAGGACCAGAUCAAGGGCGUCGUUUUGUUCGGAUACACGCAGAAUCUGCAGAACAGAGGCGGCAUUGAUGGGUUCCCCGGAAGCAAGGUCGAGGUCUACUGCCAGGUCACUGACACCGUGUGCUAUGGCACGCUAUUCAUCCUCCCUGCCCACUUCUUGUACACUGAUGAGGCGGCGAUUAACGCGCCGAGGUUCUUGAUCAGCCGUAUUGGGUAGAUUCGGUCUCGAUGGAAGGGAUG